Messenger RNA from Dendrobium catenatum, 781 nucleotides. Its product is annotated as protein MKS1-like. The record is from RefSeq and is a predicted model, not a curated record. Lineage: Eukaryota; Viridiplantae; Streptophyta; Magnoliopsida; Asparagales; Orchidaceae. The coding region runs from base 60 to 581 and encodes 173 amino acids. The transcript has a single exon. Gene Ontology annotation, cellular component: nucleus.
CCCUUUCCUUCUAAGUUUUUUAUCGCUUAUCCACCCUAUCUCCGCAUAGACCAAAGCCCAUGGAUCAUAGCCUCUCCCAUCGGCGAGAGCUCCAGCUCCAGGGACCGCGCCCUUCUCCUCUUCGAGUCAGCAAAGACUCUCACAAGAUCACGAAACCGUCGCCGCUGCCGCAGCAGCAACGAGAGCCGGUCAUCAUCUACACCAUAUCCCCCAAAGUCAUCCAUGUCGAACCAGCCAACUUCAUGGGCCUCGUACAGCGUCUCACAGGCCCAGACAGAGCAGCGGCUGACCCGCCCACGACUUCCUCCGCGGCCCCGGAGCGGCCUGUUGCCAUCCGGCCUGGAAUUCUGCUGCCGGUUCCAACCUCGCUGCCGCCGAUACCGCCAGCUUUUUUCUCAUCGUCGUCACUCGACCCGAGCUUCCAUAGUUUCUUACACGAUAUGAGUCCGGCGGCGGGCUUCCAAGUUGGCAGGCCUUCUCAUGGUGAUACGGCCGGCGAUAUCUUCAGCCAUUUACUAAGGUUGGAAGAUGGAAAGGAGGGGAAUACAUACAUGGAGGAUGAGAGAAGGCGUGUGCAGUGAUAAAAAAAGAGGUACCUUUGAGGCUGAAGCUUCAUCUUUUUCAUACUUCGUUUGAUUUAUUUCAGAGUUUUGGGGAUAGUAGAUGGCUAGAAUAUCCAUUGAUUGAUGUAUGAUAUUGUCUGUGCUUCUUAUAUUCUUUUUAUCAGACCCAUUCAUAGAUUAAACAGGAAUAUUGAUAGUUGAAUUUGUGAUUAUUAUUA